Molecule: messenger RNA, 1857 nt
Organism: Cajanus cajan (pigeon pea)
Lineage: Eukaryota; Viridiplantae; Streptophyta; Magnoliopsida; Fabales; Fabaceae
Product: cytochrome P450 76A2
Molecular function (GO): iron ion binding; heme binding; monooxygenase activity
Source: RefSeq, a predicted model, not a curated record
UUCCAUAUUUGUCUUACAUUACAUCACGGAUAGUGUGAAUUAUUUAUCCCUUUGCAUGUCGACAGCAAAGAGUGGUGACGGAAUCUUUAUUCAGCGUCUAUAUAGUAUGCACCGAGCAAGUGAUGACAAAUAGAGCAAUGUUUCAAACAACUAAUUGGAUCUCACAGACCAUGGCGUUGACUUCACAAUAUCAUCCACUCUUUCUGCUACUGCUACUGCUCUCUCUAUCCAUGCUUCUCUUCCUCCGCCGUCGCAAAACCCGUCUUCCGCCGGGGCCAAGGGGGUGGCCCAUCUUCGGCAACAUGUUCCAGCUGGGGGAGAUGCCCCACCGCACCAUGGCUGCCCUGAGGGAGAACCACGGCCCGGUGGUCUGGCUCCAAAUGGGCGCCAUAAAGACCAUGGCCAUUCUCUCGGCGGAGGCCGCCGCCGUGUUCUUCAAGCGCCACGACCACGCCUUCGCCGACCGCACCAUAACCGAAAUCAUGCGCGUCCACAACUACCACAACUCCUCCCUCGCCCUCGCCCCCUACGGCCCGUACUGGCGCCUCAUGCGCCGCCUCGUCAACGCCGACAUGCUCGUCGCCAAGCGCAUCAACGACACCGCCGGCGUGCGUCGCAAGUGCGUCGGCGACAUGAUCACGUGGGUGGCGGCGGAAGCGCGGAAGUCGGAACCCGGUCGCGGGGUCCACGUGGCGCGAUUCGUGUUCCUGAUGACGUUCAACCUCUUCGGGAACCUGAUGCUGUCGCGUGACCUUUUCGACCCCGAGUCGGAGGAGGGUUCGGAGUUUUUCACGGCCAUGAUGGGGUUGAUGGAGUGGACGGGGCACGCUAACGUCACCGACCUGUUCCCGUGGCUUGGGUGGCUGGACCCCCAGGGGUUGAGGGGGAAGAUGGACAGGGACAUGGGAAAGGCCAUUGCAAUCGCUUCGAGGUUCGUGAAACAGCGUUUGGAACAGCACCGUGGUGGCAACGAGUCAAGGGACUUCUUGGAUGUCCUUCUUGACUUUCAAACCAACAACACUGAGCAAGCACUCAACGUCUCAGAUAAAGAUCUCAACAUUUUCAUAUUGGAAAUAUUCCUGGCUGGAUCCGAAACCACGAGCAGCAGCAUUGAGUGGGCUUUGACGGAGCUUCUAUGCAACCGGGAGUGUCUAAGAAAGGUGAAAAGCGAGCUUAAUAGGGUGGUUGGGCGCGAGCGAGAAGUUGAGGAAAGCGACAUAGAGAAGCUUCCGUACCUACAAGGCGUGGUUAAGGAAACACUUCGGUUACAUCCUCCGAUUCCGUUGCUUGUUCCUCGGAAAGCCACGGAGGACACAGAGUUCAUGGGAUACUACAUACCCAAAGACACGCAGGUUUUGGUGAACGCGUGGGCCAUUGGGAGAGACCCCAGCGCCUGGGAUGAGCCACUUGCCUUCAACCCCCAACGCUUUUCUGAUUGCAAGAACAACGUUGACUACAAGGGCCAUCACUUUGAGUUCAUUCCCUUCGGAGCUGGACGCAGGAUGUGUGCGGGUGUACCCUUGGCGCAUAGAGUGCUCCACCUCGUCUUGGGUUCCUUGCUUCACCGUUUCGAUUGGGAACUUGACUGCAACGUCACGCCCUCCACCAUGGACAUGACAGACAAGCUCGGCAUAACCAUGCGAAAGUCUCAACCCUUGCUUGCGGUCCCAAAAUUCAUUCCCACUAAAUAAUCCAUUUGUUUUCGCUUAUUUUAACUUGCCUCCAAGACAAACGGCCGGGGCAAUAUGCAUCUAUAUUUUAUUAUGAAAGAUGAUUCAUGUCAUUCAAAAAAUUAUACCUACUGUUAUCAUCUUCUAUAAACUUAUCCGACCCUUAAUUAUAAUUAUGUUGUUUUUA